Molecule: messenger RNA, 927 nt
Organism: Tarenaya hassleriana
Lineage: Eukaryota; Viridiplantae; Streptophyta; Magnoliopsida; Brassicales; Cleomaceae
Product: ras-related protein RABA5d
Exons: 2
Coding region: 102-755 (217 amino acids)
Cellular component (GO): endosome
Molecular function (GO): GTPase activity; GTP binding
Source: RefSeq, a predicted model, not a curated record
UCCGCCUCUCUCUCUCUCUAAAACCAGUCUCGCUUUCUCUCUCUCUAGAGACCAGAAGAAAGGCGAGGAAGAAGAAGGGGAUAGAGAGAGAGAGACGAGCGAUGUCGUCGGACGAUGAAGGAGGAGAAGAGUACCUCUUCAAGAUAGUGAUCAUCGGCGACUCUGCGGUGGGGAAAUCGAACCUCCUCUCACGGUACGCGCGAAACGAGUUCAAUGCCCACUCGAAGGCGACGAUCGGGGUCGAGUUCCAGACUCAGAGCAUGGAGAUCGAAGGCAAGGAGGUGAAGGCUCAGAUUUGGGACACGGCGGGACAGGAGCGUUUCCGAGCCGUCACCUCCGCCUACUACCGCGGCGCCGUCGGAGCCCUCGUCGUCUACGACAUCGCCCGCCGCACCACCUUCGAGAGCGUCGGUCGCUGGCUCGAUGAGCUCAAGACCCAUUCGGAUACAACGGUGGCGAGGAUGCUGGUGGGAAACAAAUGCGACCUGGAAAACAUAAGAGCGGUGAGUGUGGAGGAAGGCAAAGCAUUAGCAGAGUCGGAAGGACUCUUCUUCAUGGAGACGUCGGCUCUCGAUUCAACGAACGUCAAGACAGCGUUCGAGAUGGUCAUCCGAGAGAUCUACAACAAUGUCAGCCGCAAGCAACUCAACUCAGACACAUACAAAGCCGAACUGACAGUGAACCGUGUAAGUCUCGUUAAGAACGACAACGAAGUCUCCAAACAAGGCUUUGGUUUCUCUUGCUGUUCCCGUUGAUUUCUCUCUUAUUUUUUUGCUGCAUUUGUGAUUUUUUUCCCAUAAGUUUUUGUUCCUUUUUGUUGUUGUUGUACGCUCAUAGAAAAGCCAAGUUCAUAAUUGUAAUUUCGGGUGAAGUCACUUUGUGUUAUGGAAACAGGAAUGAUACAUUCACCAUCUUCUGAAUCUGUAA